CAACCACCCAUUUCAAAAUAUGUGGAACGAGGUGAUUGUGAUAUUCUUGAGCUCAGAUUCGAUGCACCUUUUUUGUGCCAUAUAACACGAUACUCCUAAUAAGUCUUAUUAAGUCAGAUCGACUUUUAAGAAAAUUACGCAGUUGAGCCCAUAAAAGAUCAAACAAAGAGUAGAAAGUACAAUGGCCACUCCAAAGAUACCAUUGCGGCAAGCUGCCAUUUCGGUACAAAGAUUUAAUGACGCUGUUCCCCACCACUUAAGUUUGCUAAAAAACCACCGAAGCAAUAUUGAGAAAAGCUUAGCGAUGGGUGAUUGGCAGAAAAUCAGGAAGGAGGAGCUCAAUGCCAUGCGCGUCAUCAAGCAGUUAAAGAACUUGAUGAUUGAAAUGGACACCCUGCGUAACAAGGUCGAGGACCGUGAGGGUUUUGAUGAAUUAAUGCGAGAUGGAAAGCAAAAGGCGUUUGAGGGCAUGAAGAAGGAGUUUGCAGAGCUACAGCUUAAGCUAAAGAAAGUAAAUUAUGACGACGAAGAGAACAAUGAACCCUCAUCCGAUGGAAGCAAUCAGCAUUGCAUGCUGCCGCCAUUGCAGACGAAUUUUCGAUUAGAGGAGCAUCAGCUAGCGCAGCGACAGGCCUGCUUGAAUGAGCUAGAGCAUUUACAGACCGAAAUGCAGGCUUUGAAUGGAUUGUUCCACGACAUACAAGGCCUGGUACACGAGCAGGCAGAAAGCGUAAAUAUUGUAGCAGACAAUGCAGAAGACGCGCUUGAAAACGUACAGAUAGGGGAAAGCAAUUUGCGGCGUGCUCUUACGUACAAAAAGGCAAUGUAUCCCAUUGUAGGCGCUCUCCUUGGAACUUGUGUUGGCGGACCAAUCGGACUAGUGGCAGGAAUAAAAGCUGGCGGUCUAGCUGCUAUCGGCUGCGGUGUACUUGGCUUCACAGGCGGCUCUGUCCUUAAGAGCAAUCCCACGGUAACGCAUGGCAACAUCGAAGAGCAGCUCGUGGGACAAGAGCAGGACUCUCCUAUGUCAGAAGGGUUGGAGCUAAAGGAAAAGCCAGAAUGACACACAGUGUGUGCCACUCUGGCCACCACGAAUUCAAUCAGCAUGCUAUCCAGAGCGCGAAGCUAUUGUUCCAUCCAGUAAUAGGCUGGAUACUCAUUUCCUCCCAUUUUGUGAUGUUAUGUGCAAUGAAUGAAAAAGCACUUUUAAUGCAUUUGACAUUACCGUUUAGUUUGGUUAUAUAUGUCUCCAUGUUUUUUCGUUGCCUACCAUAGUUAAAACUACUAGUUUACUCCUAAGCUAAGCUUUAAUCGAAUUGGCUUCUAGUUAAUAAGGCUUUAAUGCAAUAAACUCGGCGUUAACAUGACCAUAUCGUUAUAUGUAA
This is a messenger RNA of Scaptodrosophila lebanonensis, 1385 nucleotides long. RefSeq names its product syntaxin-17 (gene Syx17). NCBI's taxonomy places the organism in Eukaryota, Metazoa, Arthropoda, Insecta, Diptera, Drosophilidae. Gene Ontology annotation, biological process: vesicle-mediated transport. The transcript has 2 exons. The record is from RefSeq and is a predicted model, not a curated record. Gene Ontology annotation, cellular component: membrane. The coding region runs from base 182 to 1063 and encodes 293 amino acids.